ACCACACAAUCAUGUGAGGUAUUAGUACAGUGGUACCUAGCGCCAGCUUGGUGGUCGCCGAUGCUGGGGAAUCAAGCUGAGAAAUUCGCCUGCAUGGAUGCAGCCUCAGGAUCAGCUUUGUCAGAAUUGUUGCUCUUCCGCCCAUGAUCAAUCACAAGAACAGCCCUGAGCUUGGCAGCUUCCAUUUUCCCAGAACAAGCAUUAAGCCCCGUGCCAUUUUCGUUGCUUGUAUGCAAGCUUGAGUUGAGGGAGCGUUCAACGUCCUUUCCUGGUGCACAAUCAACAUUCUGAAAGGCGCGCUGCUAAAAGCUCUCUCGGAAUUUUUGAUCAGAGAAAAAAGAACUCAUGACAAGCAUUAUAAAGGAGACACUCUAAGCCCUCUUCACCAUGAGGCUUCUAACUCACAACAUGCUGGCGUGUAACAUCAAGGGGGUGACCAAGGGCUAUCCACUAAAAAUUGAAGCCACAAAGACUGAAGAAAAGGAGACGGACUUCAAUGCUGGGUUUUUGAGGCACAUUUACCCAAAGCUGGACUGGAAAGCAUUGCGAGAAGCAGCUGCCAGCUUAGGGCUCGAAGAACUGCCGGAACAGGUGGAGCCAUCACAACUAGAAGACGAGGACUUUCUUCGAAGAUUUCACCAUGUACUGCUUGAGAUUCAUCUUGAAGAGGGGGCGCUCGUUUGCCCUGAAACGGGCAGACGAUUCCCUGUGAGUAAAGGAAUCCCCAAUAUGUUACUAAACGAAGAUGAAGUUUGAAUGUUACGGGUACAUGUAUAGUCCAAAAAGUGCAUUGAAGGCAGAAGCUUCUCAUAGGAGAAGGCAGAAGUGACGUCCGCUGGUAUGCUUCUCACCUUUGGGAGGAUUGGGCAUUGCUAGGCCGGGAAAUGAAUUAAGAAGCUUAAGCCGGGCCGUAAUUGUACGUGAGCACAUCUUGUGCGAAGCCUCCUCGUUUGGCAAGUCUAGGUUGUCAAUUGCUUACGUUGGUCUCUUGACGAUUGGGGUGAGGCACCGCAAUAGGAGUGGAAUCAAGAUCCUCUGGAUGUCACAUGCAUCUUUGAUCGAGUUUGCUUGACGUCCGCCCCAAGCCAACUUGAACGCAGUGAACGACCACUGCCAUCAUCAUUCUUACUCUUGAC
Messenger RNA from Klebsormidium nitens, 1136 nucleotides. Lineage: Eukaryota; Viridiplantae; Streptophyta; Klebsormidiophyceae; Klebsormidiales; Klebsormidiaceae. The record is from the annotation of a GenBank genome assembly.